AUAUGUUUAUACAUAUGCAUAUAUGCAUGCACACAACUGUAUACGUGCAUAUGUUGCUUGCUAUUGCUUGUUAUAACGUCUGUUAUUCAUACUUCAAUUGGCGCGCAUCCCCACUCAGCAUGACGUCAUCCGUUUAGUUCGGCCAUCCGGAGACAAUUGCAGAGGGCGGUAGGUAUAGAGCGUGCUACUUUCCAGGCGGUAGUUUGUACCCCUUGGCUAUACUUUACUUUUUGUCUCUAUUUUCAAUAAUAAAUUACACAUUACUGAAAGCUGGCGAUUUUACGGGAGCUAGAGCGUCACGAGCGAGGCGGUGACAUAACCUCAAAAUGCGAAGCAUGUAACGUAGAGUCCGGUGCCAACUACCCACAAAAUCCAUGAAUGGGAGAUUGAGGCACCACGGAAGAGAGCUGUUUGAUAUAUUAUUGCGAGAAUCGUGGCAAGUGGGUAAUUCAAGAAAGAUUAACCAUUAGCGUCAAAAUGUCGAAAAGGAAAAGUGACACGCAAGUGCCGGCCGAAGAAAGCGAUUUGCUGUCGAUUCGUCCACUUGGCGCAGGUCAAGAAGUCGGCAGAUCAUGUAUUAUGUUGGAGUUCAAAGGCAAGAGAAUUAUGUUGGAUUGUGGCAUACAUCCAGGUUUGUCGGGUAUGGAUGCGCUGCCAUUUGUGGACUUGGUUGAAGCUGACGAGAUAGAUCUACUGUUGAUAUCGCACUUCCACUUGGACCACUGCGGGGCUCUGCCUUGGUUCUUACAGAAGACUAGCUUCAAAGGCCGCUGCUUCAUGACCCAUGCCACUAAAGCCAUAUAUCGCUGGCUGCUGUCAGAUUACAUCAAAGUCAGCAAUAUUGCCACGGAGCAGAUGCUGUACACAGAGUCUGAUUUGGAGACCAGUAUGGACAAGAUAGAGACAAUCAAUUUCCAUGAGGAGAAGGAUGUGUUUGGCAUCAAGUUCUGGGCUUACAAUGCAGGCCAUGUGCUAGGUGCUGCUAUGUUCAUGAUAGAGAUUGCUGGUGUGAAGAUUCUGUACACCGGAGAUUUUAGCCGACAAGAAGACAGACAUUUAAUGGCUGCUGAAAUACCAAACAUCCACCCUGAUGUACUAAUCACAGAGUCUACUUAUGGCACUCACAUCCAUGAGAAGAGGGAGGAUCGGGAAGGCAGAUUCACAAAUCUUGUACAUGAGAUCGUGAACAGGGGAGGCAGGUGCUUGAUUCCUGUAUUUGCAUUGGGAAGAGCACAGGAACUUUUACUCAUCUUGGAUGAAUAUUGGAGUCAGCAUUCUGAACUGCAUGAAAUUCCUAUUUACUAUGCUUCCUCUUUGGCCAAGAAGUGCAUGGCGGUUUAUCAAACAUAUGUCAAUGCCAUGAACGACAAGAUCAGACGACAAAUAGCCAUCAACAAUCCCUUUGUGUUCAAGCACAUAUCCAAUCUGAAAGGAAUAGACCAUUUUGAAGACAUCGGGCCGUGCGUGGUAAUGGCGUCGCCUGGUAUGAUGCAGAGCGGCCUGUCGCGGGAGUUAUUCGAAUCCUGGUGCACAGAUGCGAAGAAUGGAGUGAUAAUAGCAGGCUAUUGCGUGGAAGGCACGCUGGCCAAGACCAUUCUGUCGGAGCCUGAGGAAAUCACGACCAUGUCCGGGCAAAAGUUGCCACUGAAGAUGUCCGUCGACUACAUUUCGUUCUCGGCGCACACCGACUACCAGCAGACCUCGGAGUUCAUACGUACCUUGAAGCCGCCGCACGUAGUGCUCGUGCACGGCGAGCAGAACGAGAUGGGCCGACUGAAGGCGGCCCUGCAGCGCGAAUACGAGGAUGAUCCUAACACGACUAUGGAGAUACACAAUCCGAGAAACACGGUCGCGGUGGAGCUCUACUUCCGGGGAGAAAAGACAGCUAAGGUGAUGGGCACAUUGGCGAUGGAGACACCCAAGCCGGGGCAGAAAUUGUCCGGCGUGUUGGUGAAGAGGAACUUCAACUAUCACAUGCUGGCGCCGUGCGACUUAUCGAAAUACACCGAUAUGAGUAUGAGUCAAGUGAUACAGCGGCAGAGUGUGUACUUCUCCGCCUCGUUGCCCGUGUUGAAACACCUGUUGACGCAGAUUGCUGGCAAUCUAGAAGUUGUGGACGACAAGAAGCUGCGGGUGUUCAAGAAUGUGGACGUUACGAUUGACGGUAAAAUCGUCACAAUGGAGUGGCUAGCAACGCCCGUCAACGACAUGUAUGCCGACUCGGUUCUCACCGCGAUUCUGCAAGCUGAAAUAAUGGAUCAGUCACCGAAGUUGGCGCUACCCGCACCAACUAAGAUGGACAGGAUGCACUUCAAGGAGUGCCUCAUCGAGAUGCUGCAGGAGAUGUUCGGCGAGGACUGUGUGCCAAAAAUUUUCAAAGGCGAGCGACUGUACGUCACAGUGGACGGUAAGAAGGCGCAUAUCGAUCUUUUGAAUUUGGAGGUGACCAGCAAGGAAGACGAAACCUUCCAGCAAAUAGUGCAAACGGCCGUGACAAAAUUGCAUCAGUCGUUAGCACCGCCUUAUGAUAUAAUAUGAUACGUACGAUUAUGAGACUUGUGAUCCUAAGAAUUAAUUUGUAUUAAUGUGAACAUAUUUAUUACUUAUGAUUAAGUACUGUCAUUUUAAUUUUGAUUCAUCAAAGUUAUACAAGUCGAAGUAUGGAAUAGUAAACUAGUAUUCGAAAUUGCGAUUACACGUAAUACUAGUAUUACGAUUACAUUGCACUAAACUUGACUCCGGAUUGCAAGCUCUAUCAGAAUAGCUCACUCUAUUUACUUUCAGUUUGUUCUUUUUCUUUUAUAUUAUAUAAUCAUCGAAAAAUAUUUCUGAAAGUGUUGAAAGGGAACUUUUGUAAAGGAGAAAAGAAAUAUAAAGAAAUAUAUUUUUUAAAA
This is a messenger RNA of Odontomachus brunneus, 2894 nucleotides long. RefSeq names its product cleavage and polyadenylation specificity factor 73 (gene Cpsf73). Lineage: Eukaryota; Metazoa; Arthropoda; Insecta; Hymenoptera; Formicidae. The record is from RefSeq and is a predicted model, not a curated record. Gene Ontology annotation, molecular function: RNA binding; 5'-3' exonuclease activity; RNA endonuclease activity. The transcript has 2 exons. The coding region runs from base 478 to 2538 and encodes 686 amino acids. Gene Ontology annotation, cellular component: mRNA cleavage and polyadenylation specificity factor complex. Gene Ontology annotation, biological process: mRNA 3'-end processing by stem-loop binding and cleavage.